Hansenula ciferrii is the source of this 1128-nucleotide messenger RNA. RefSeq names its product translation machinery-associated protein TMA46 (gene TMA46). The transcript is spliced from 2 exons. Bases 1 to 1128 code for a protein of 375 amino acids. Gene Ontology annotation, molecular function: metal ion binding; mRNA binding. The record is from RefSeq and is a predicted model, not a curated record. Gene Ontology annotation, cellular component: cytosol. NCBI's taxonomy places the organism in Eukaryota, Fungi, Ascomycota, Saccharomycetes, Phaffomycetales, Wickerhamomycetaceae. Gene Ontology annotation, biological process: cytoplasmic translation.
AUGCCACCAAAAAAGGGAGGAGGAAAAGGUAAACAACAAGAACCAAAAAAAGAUAAAUCACAAAAAGCUGCUGAUAAGACUUUUGGUUUGAAAAAUAAAAAUAGAUCUACAAAAGUUCAACAAUAUAUUAAACAAGUUGAAACUCAAGUCACAGAUGCUCAAAAGAAGAAGAAUGCUGCAUUACAAGCUCGUAGAGCUGAAGAAAAGAAAGCUGCUGAAGCUGCAAAAGCUGAAGCUUUUAGAAUAUUAAAUUCUCAAGUUGAACAAAAAGUUCCAUUUGGUGUUGAUCCAAAAACUGUCUUGUGUAUUAAUUUCAAAAAUGGGAAUUGUCCAAGAGGUGCCAAAUGUAAAUUUAGUCAUGAUAUGAAUGUUGGUAAAAAAGCAACUAAAAAGGAUUUAUAUACUGAUGAUCGUGCAACAAAAGAAGCUGAUACAAUGGAUCAAUGGGAUGAAGAUAAAUUAAGAGAUGUUAUUAAAUCAAAACAUGGUAAUCCAAAGACAACAACUGAUAAAGUUUGUAAAUUUUUCAUUGAAGCUGUGGAGAAUGGUAAAUAUGGUUGGUUUUGGGUUUGUCCAAAUGGUGGUAAUGAAUGUAAAUAUAGACAUUCAUUACCUGAAGGUUUUGUAUUGAAGACAAAAGAACAAAAAAGAUUAGAAAAAAUGGAAGAAGAUGCUCAACCAAAGAUUUCAUUAGAAGAAUUCUUGGAAACUGAAAGACAUAAAUUACCAAAAACUGGAUUAACUCCAAUAAAUGUUGAAACUUUUGCAAAAUGGAAAGAAGGUAAUAAAAUUAAAAAAUUAAAUGAUGGUAAAAAAGAUGGUAAGAAAUUAACAGGUCGUGAAAUUAUUCAAAAGAAAUUCUUGGAUAAAAAUUACUUUGAAAAUGAAGAUGAUUCUCAAUCUGCUUUUGAUUUAUCACAAUUUAAACAAGCUUUAGAUCCUGAAGAUGCAAAUAUUAAAGAUUAUGGUGAUGGUCAAAAUGUUACUUUUGAAGCAAAAGGUGAAACAAAACCUGAAAUAAAUCAACCAGAAACUCAAACAGAAACUCAAACAGAAACUAAAUCAGAAAUCAAACCUGAAACAGAAUCAAUAACAAAAGAAUCAACAACAAUAGAAACAAGUGGAUAA